Messenger RNA from Aspergillus mulundensis, 996 nucleotides. RefSeq names its product alternative oxidase. Gene Ontology annotation, molecular function: alternative oxidase activity. The record is from RefSeq and is a predicted model, not a curated record. Gene Ontology annotation, biological process: alternative respiration. Gene Ontology annotation, cellular component: mitochondrion. Lineage: Eukaryota; Fungi; Ascomycota; Eurotiomycetes; Eurotiales; Aspergillaceae. The transcript is spliced from 3 exons. The coding region runs from base 1 to 996 and encodes 331 amino acids.
AUGCGAACCUAUGCGAGGGGCAUGGCAACCACUGGACUCCGGUACAGCAGUACGCUCCUCAUCAACAGAUCCUACCCCCAGCCGACUGGGAAACGGCUCAUUUCCUCAACGCCGCAAUCACAUAUCAAAGAAUAUUUUCCUCCACCUGAUGCACCGAAGAUCGUAAAGGUGACAUCGGCAUGGCAUCAUCCUGUUUACACCGAAGAAGAGAUGCGCCAAGUCACCGUCGGCCAUCGCGAGGCAAAGAAUUGGUCCGACUGGGUAGCGCUGGGGAGUGUCCGUGUCCUGCGAUGGGGUAUGGACCUGGUCACAGGCUACAAGCAUCCCGCCCCAGGCCAAGAACACAUCAAGAAGUUCCAGAUGACGGAAAAGGAAUGGGUGAGAAGAUUUGUCUUCUUGGAGAGUGUCGCUGGUGUACCCGGCAUGGUUGGCGGUAUGCUAAGACACUUGAGGAGCCUUAGACGGAUGAAGCGAGAUAACGGAUGGAUCGAGACUCUGCUUGAAGAGGCAUACAAUGAACGAAUGCACCUCCUUACAUUCCUCAAAGUCGCGGAACCAGGUUGGUUCAUGCGGUUGAUGGUCCUCGGAGCGCAAGGGGUGUUUUUCAAUGGCUUUUUCCUUUCCUACCUCGUCUCGCCACGAACCUGUCAUCGUUUCGUCGGAUAUCUCGAAGAGGAGGCUGUACUCACUUACACUCGAGCCAUUAAGGAUCUCGAGAGCGGCAGGCUGCCGCACUGGGAGAAGCUAGAGGCCCCAGAAAUUGCUAUUAGGUACUGGAAAAUGCCAGAGGGUCACCGGACCAUGAAGGACCUGUUGUUGUACGUCCGAGCUGAUGAGGCCAAACAUCGCGAAGUCAACCACACGCUUGGAAACCUGAAACAGGCGGUCGACGUCAACCCUUUCGCAGUCGAAUGGAAGGAACCAACCAAGCCGCAUCCUAGCAAAGGUAUCAAGCACUUGAAAACCACCGGCUGGGAACGAGAAGACGUUGUCUAA